Jaculus jaculus (lesser Egyptian jerboa) is the source of this 1672-nucleotide messenger RNA. RefSeq names its product ATP synthase mitochondrial F1 complex assembly factor 1 (gene Atpaf1). Gene Ontology annotation, cellular component: mitochondrion. Gene Ontology annotation, biological process: mitochondrial proton-transporting ATP synthase complex assembly. The transcript has 9 exons. The coding region runs from base 16 to 993 and encodes 325 amino acids. The record is from RefSeq and is a predicted model, not a curated record. NCBI's taxonomy places the organism in Eukaryota, Metazoa, Chordata, Mammalia, Rodentia, Dipodidae.
GAGGCCCGGCCGGCCAUGGCGGCUGCGGUCUCGGCCGCGGGUGGCGCGGGCCCAGCCGUCCUGCAAGUGGCCGGCCUCUACCGAGGUCUGUGUGCCGUGCGCAGCCGCGCCCUGGGCCUGGGGCUCGUGUCACCCGCACAGCUGCGCGUGUUCCCCGUCCGCCGCAGCCCGGGCCGGCCCUCCGGGAACGCGGACGGCAGUGGGGUCGGGGACGAGCUCGAAGCCAACCCCUUCUACGGCCGCUACCGGGACAAGAUACAGCAGCUGCGCAGGUCUGACCCAGCUGCCUUUGAGUCCCGCCUAGAGAAACGCAGUGAGUUUCGUAAGCAACCAGUGGGGCACUCCAAGCAAGGUGAUUUUAUCAAAUGUGUGGAGCAGAAGACAGGUGCUUUAGGGAAACAGCCUAUGAGCAAAGGAUUCACUAAGGACAAGACUCUCAGUUCAAUCUUUAACAUUGAGAUGGCGAAAGACAAAACUGGAGAAGAAAUAAAGCAGAUUUGGCAACAGUAUUUUUCAGCAAAAGAUACAGUCUACGCAGUUAUUCCUAAAGAGAAGUUUGAUUUGAUCUGGAAACGUUCUCAGUCUUGCCCAACAUUUCUUUGUGCACUACCAAGAAGGGAAGGUUAUGAGUUCUUUGUAGGACAAUGGACAGGUACUGAGCUCCACUUCACUGCGCUUAUAAACAUUCAGACCCGAGGGGAUUCUGCAGCUAGCCAGCUGAUUUUAUAUCACUACCCUGAACUUAAGGAAGAAAAGGGCAUAGUGCUGAUGACAGCAGAAAUGGAUUCCACAUUUCUGAAUGUUGCUGAGGCACAGUGCAUCGCCAACCAGGUUCAGCUCUUCUAUGCCACUGAUCGGAAAGAGACCUUCGGGUUAGUGGAGACUUUUAACUUCAGACCAAAUGAGUUCAAGUAUAUGUCUGUCAUUGCUGAACUAGAGCAAAGUGGACUUGGAGCAGGACUGAAAUGUUCCCAGAACCAGGAGAAGACUUAAAGCUGUCAAGUUUAGCCCUUCAGAGAGUCAACUCAGCCUUGGAUAGUCAAAGCCCACCCAGCCCCUUGAACUCCAGAGUUCAGCAUCUAUAAUAAGUACAGCCUGUAAAGAAAUGUUCUAUGUGCUUAUCGGAAGAAGUGACUGUGGAGAUGAGCCCUAAUACUUGAUAUUCAGGAAGAGAUACAUUAAUAUUCUGAUAAUUACCUCUCAACAUAGUUGAGGUUUCCUGCUAAGUGUUUUUGGUCAUUUGAAAUAAAGAUAUUCAGGGAUCUGCAGGACAGUUGACUGGAUUUUAUACAAUGUAACAGUAUGUUUGCAUUCAGGCUUAAUGCCUCAUGGCUUUCAGUUCUACAUCUUCAUGUCAUUGCAACAUUAAGCUGAAGACCUUCUUAGUGAGAUUCAGCUUCUUGUACUCUUUCCAUUUAACCAGUGAACUGGCUAAAAGCAUAACCUAAAUAUCCUGAUUAGACUCUAAAACAACCAGAAGUUCCCAUCAGGAUAAAGACUUAUAGAUGCCCCUUCAGAAUUGCCUGUAGUGUAGCUCAUUGCAAGAGUAGUUGGGUGAACAGGUGCACUGCCUGCAUUUUGUUAAACCAUAGUUUAUGGCACCUGUUCCUCAAACUCUGCCUGUUAGAAGCUAAUAAACCAGUGCAAUAUAAAUAAAUGUUUUGUAAGGUGA